This is a messenger RNA of Phyllostomus hastatus (greater spear-nosed bat), 4774 nucleotides long. RefSeq names its product transcription factor 23 (gene TCF23). Gene Ontology annotation, biological process: regulation of transcription by RNA polymerase II; developmental process. Lineage: Eukaryota; Metazoa; Chordata; Mammalia; Chiroptera; Phyllostomidae. The transcript has 3 exons. The record is from RefSeq and is a predicted model, not a curated record. The coding region runs from base 604 to 1248 and encodes 214 amino acids. Gene Ontology annotation, molecular function: RNA polymerase II transcription regulatory region sequence-specific DNA binding; protein dimerization activity; DNA-binding transcription factor activity, RNA polymerase II-specific.
CCUGCAGGAGGGACAGCCCUUCCCCCUGGCAGAGCUGGAGGAAGGUAUUCUGCAGGGACAGACAGGUAGAAGGAAAGGCACUGGGUUGAAAAUCCGAGGUAUGCCUGGAGCCUAGGGCGUAGUGCCCCAUGGCUGGAAGGUCACGUUCACUGGCAAGGGGAGGAAAAGUCCUUUUGGCAUGUGCGCAGGCAGGCUUCUGGCACAGAGAAGGAGGUCCAGGGCCCUUCCAUGAACUUGAACCCCAAAGCUGAAGUUGCAGGUCUAUCGUAGGACUGCUGUCAGGGUCAGGCGAGCCUCCAGGAAGAAGCUCCCUUCCCACCAUCCUCCUGCCUUCUCCAGCAGGGGCCUCCCCCCAGGGCUUGGCCACUCCCAGCAUCCAGCACCCCCACCCUCCGCUGGUUGGGAGGCAGGCAGGAGUUUUUUCUCGGGGGCUGUGCCGGGUGGGCGGUUUUCCCGGAGCAGGACUGAGUUGGCGCCAGCUCCCUCAGAUGUAGACACUGCUGGUGGGAUGACCAGCCUGCCCCAGCUCGCUUGAGCCCAAGGCUCCCUCAGGCACCGUGUUCCCGCCCUGGGGGCUGUGGCACCACAUCCCUAAGGUGUGGCAUGUCACAGAGGAAGGCCAGAGGGUCGCCCACGAUGCCCGGAGUGGGGCAGAGCCCGGCGAAGGCCAGGCCAAGGUUGCUAGCAGGCACCGACAGGAGGAGGAGCCGCCAGAGCAGGACGAGGCAGGACCUGUGGGAAGAGACCAGCUGGAGCAGCCAAAGGUGGAGCAGAGCAGCCCCUGCCCCAAGAGGGGCCAGGACCAGAAGCCUGUCUCGUGGCAAGAGCGAGGCCAGUCCCGAGAACGCAGCACGGGAGCGGAGCCGGGUCCGGACGCUGCGCCAGGCCUUCCUGACCCUGCAGGCCGCUCUGCCUGCCGUGCCCCCUGACACCAAGCUCUCCAAGUUGGAUGUGCUGGUGCUGGCCACCAGCUACAUAGCCCACCUCACCCGCACACUCGGCCAGGAGCUGCCCGGCCCCGCCUGGCCACCCUUCCUGCAUGGACUCUGCUACCUGCACCCUCUCAAGAAGUGGCCCAUGCGGUCCCGUCUCUAUGCCGGAGGCCUGGAGUGCUCUGGCCUUGACUCCACCACAGCCGCCACCUUGGGCCAAAGAGCAAAGGAGGCUGAGGCCAGGCCCCGAGCCUCUGGAGAGGCAGAUGCUCUCUUCCCGACCAGGCCACUCUCUCCAGCUUGUGGGGACAAAUGAUCCUCAUGCUCACCCUUCUUCCUAGAAUGCAACUCAAGCUUAGGGGCCUGGCUUCUGCACCAGGCCCUGCCUGUCUGCACUCUGACUCUUAGCCAUUGGAUCUGACUCAGCUCCCAGGUUCUGGCCUGCAGAUCAGGCGAAGCCGUGGGCGCGUCUGUGAUGGAGAGAACUCAGGAGCACCAGGGAGUGGGUCUCCAUCCUUGGCACCCAGGGGGUGACUCCACGGUGGCUCUUCCACGGCAGCUGCAAGGGAAAUGGGAGAGGAAGUGGUCUGAUGGGGUUGGAAGCCGAUUUAGGGCAACACCCCUUGCUUCCCCUCCCCCUAAAGUUCCCGCAAACCCUCUGGAGAUCGCAAGCAGACAGGCCUUCCUGCACAGGGGCAGAGGUAGCAGCCUGGGGUGGCGGCAGCCGCAGGGGCUGACGGGACAGUUGCAGGCCAGACUGGCUCUUGGCAGCUGUCGAGUGUGAACCGAGCUGGGCUGGGCUGGGGUCACAUCACCAGAGGGGAAGCUGAAGAAGGGAACGUGGUCGGUUUUUUUGCCACGACGUGCUUGCCGGAUGUCAAAGAAGCAGGAAGGAAUUUAGGAGGCUUGUCUCUGCAUUAUGGCGGCCUCUCCAGAUGCCCCUCAUCACGACAUUUUCUCCCUCGCUGGGCCCUGCACCCUUGCCCGCUUCUCUUGAUAUGAGUUAUAUUUACAGGUUCAGCCACAAAGCUCGCAUUGCGCACAUUCCAGCUCCCAGAAACGCUUGUAUCCCCUGCUGCCCAGUCUGAGACGAUCUCGGCCCAGAGGCAGCUCCACCCUGACUGAGCUAGUUGGCACCCUGAGGCCUUUCUCAAGAAGAAUGCAGACGGAGUCAGUUACAUCCUUGAAGGACCUUGGAAGAAGGUGUAUCUCUUCCAGGGAAUAAUAAUUGUAGUCUUCUUUUUCCAUUAUGUUAGAAACCUAACCUCCAGGGAAAACAAGGCCCGGGUUCAGUGGGCUCCUUGAGUGAUUUUGGACGAAGGCCUCACUGGCUCUGGAGUUAUUUUUACAAUCUGUCUACAAAUGACCUUUCCAGGGCCAGCUCCGCCCCUUCCCCACAUACUGCCCUCCCAGGCACUCCCUAAGUCGGGCCCUAGGGUGCCAGGAAUCCGAUAGUUCCGGUGCAGUUUACCUCUGGUCCUAAGGAAAUGAUCUAAGGACUAAUCACUGAGUCUAUGCUUACUGGAAAUGAUCUUCCAGAUGCCUGAAGUCCAGACAGAGCAGGAGCCAUGUUUUGGGGGAACUUCAGGGCCUCGGAGUGGGAGGGGGUGGGCCAAGACAAAUAGAGUCCCAGCAGGGUUAGCCUUAGACAGAGCCAGCAGCCCCACCAGGAGAAUGAACGAGGUUUGGGGCAGGCUGGGAGCGGCUGGGGUCGCUGGUGUGACGAGUUGCUGUCCUUCCACAGGGCCAGCCAGGGCAGCAGGGGAAAGGGGGCUGAUGGGGUGACUCAGCACGUCGGGGUGGAGGCAGGAAAGGAGACACAGAACGUUCUAGCCACGGCUGCACUGGAUGUGGGAGAGCAGCUGGACUGUGGCCGGGAGCCAUGGGAGAAGGCCGCAGCCAAGGCCGAGCUCGUAAAUCUACUGAGGGGCCCGGAGAGCUUGUGCAGAGCUGUUUCUGGGCAGCUGGACGGGGCCGGCCAGGGCAGAGACCAGGUGUGGGUGGGCACGAGACCAUUUCUUCACAAGACCAUAAAAGUCCAGCUCGAGAGUUCUAUUUUUAAAGCCAAAGAGCAGUAUCUUCCUGGUUGAGUGUGAGGGUGACUGGAAGAGGGGCAGAUGAAUUUCUUCCCAAGCCGGUGGCAUGCAGUGUUUUUCUGGGGAUGAAACUGGGAAAGCUGGCUUUGGGUGUGUGCGUGUGGGGGCUCCCCCCUAGAGCAUGAGACUUCUGACAACCGAGGGGACUCUGGUUGGGAGCAUACCCCGACCUGCCCAGCUCAGACCCAAGCCUGCGUCCUUCGGGGGGUGACCGUGUCACCCUGGAAGAGAGGACAAGGAGAGCAAAGGAAAGGUGAAGCUAGUGAGGGGCUGAGGGGCUGGCUGGGGGCCACCAUCAUUACACUUUCUAAGGCUGCCUCAGGCUUUUUCCAGGCAAAGCCGUGUCCCUUAGUGCCCGGACAGUCCCGGCGGUCCAGAGGCCAUCUUCCCCAGCCAGACAGCACCCAGCGCAGGGAGCACAAGGGCCGAGAGGGGCACGGGUCGAGUCCAGGGAAGGACGGGGGUGAACGAGCAUGACCAGAGGAAGUGUCAGCUCGGAGACUCGGAUCCACAAACACACCGGAGCCGGGAGUAACCACUUUUGCCUCUGCAGCAAAGGAAGAACACCUGCCCCGUGGGAGACUCUUUAUUCCGACCAGUGCUGGGGGCGUGGCGUGGACAAGGGCAGGUGGAGGCAGCUGACACUCAGGUGCAAAGACAGCGCCUACUCCCUGGGAACACUGGUGUGUGGGAAGGAGGUUCCAAAAGGAAGCAGGAGCACAGAUGACAAAAUGACACCAAGGCGGCCUGGCUCAGGACUCAGAGGGACGGCUGGUCUGCUUGGUGGUCUUGUGCCGCCUGGCCAGCCCCGGUGCCCCUGACUCGAGGAGGGUUGGGGACAGCAGGGAGAGGACGGCUUCCCGGAGCGGGGCCGGGGCCGGGUGUGCACCACUUUCGGAUGCGCCACAGGAGCGAGGGCAGAGGCUCAGCUGGGCUGUGGGAGCAGCAGAGCUGGCCAAGCGUUAUCUAAGUGCUGAGGUGGAGGCUGCAGAGCUUACCAAAUUGGCAACUACAGUAAUUAGAUAUAGUAAACCCAGCCUUCUCUGAAAAAUUCCUUGUCUCAUCUCCAGGAUGAGUCAGAUGGCACUCUCCUCUCCCUUCUGUGUCACAUGCCCGAAACCCAGGGACCCUGCGAGCUGAGAUUCGAGAUCAGGGGUUGGCAAACUAUGGCCAGUGGGCCAAAUCCAGUCCCCCUCGACCUGUUCCUGUAAAUCAGUUUUCAUUAGGACACAGUCAGCCCCAUGUGUGUACGUAUCACCUGUGGCUGCUUCCUGAUGCCACGGCAGAGUGGGACAGCUGCGACAGAAUGACUGUGAAGCCUUCAGUAGUCACAGGAGACGCUUGCUCACCCCCGCUCCAGAUCAGAGAUGCUCAGAGUGAGGCCGGGAACCUCGAGAGGGCAGGGCGGAGUCCCUGAGACCCUUUCCAUGUUCUCAGUGGCUGAAACUAUUUUCAUAAGAUGCCGUUUGCCUUUUUCCACACCUAUCCUCUCACAAGUGUAAUGGAAUUUUCCAGAAACCAUAUGACAUGCGCUGUUGCAACAGCAGAUGGGACGCAGAGUCUGACAGAAGGGUCCAGCUGUCUGUUACAGUAGACAUGACAGAUGUUUGCAAAAAUGUAAAGCAACGCCACUCUUCUCACUAAAUAUUUUCCAACGUGGAAAGCAAUUAUUUUUCAGAAAACUGUUAUAUAUGUUCACACAGAGUGAGUUAAUGCUAUUUAAAAAUAAAUAGUCUUUAAAAAUCA